This is a messenger RNA of Populus euphratica (Euphrates poplar), 2425 nucleotides long. RefSeq lists its product as uncharacterized. NCBI's taxonomy places the organism in Eukaryota, Viridiplantae, Streptophyta, Magnoliopsida, Malpighiales, Salicaceae. The transcript is spliced from 2 exons. The coding region runs from base 204 to 2297 and encodes 697 amino acids. The record is from RefSeq and is a predicted model, not a curated record. Gene Ontology annotation, molecular function: protein binding.
AUUAAAAAAAAAAAAAGACAAGAAAGAGAGAAUCCUUAAAAAUAAACCAGAAAUAGAGGAAGCCAUUAAAACUGCACAACAGACAGGCAAACAUAGCAAACAAUUUCGAAGAAACGCUCGUAACCCACAAAUCAACUACAAAAUAAACGACCCCUUGGCCGCUUUUCUCUUCAAGGAACAUUAUCUUAUAGUAAUCCAGAAAGAUGUCUCCUGCAUCAAAAUCCAAGACCAAGUCCCAGGAUAAGACCUCUGCAAAGUCUGCUAUAGAACAGCCAAAAGCAUCCAUUAAGUCUUCUGGAUCAGCCAACUCUGUAACUGGGAAUCCAGCGAAUGCUUAUAAUCCAAUUUCUGGGACUUUUCACACAUUAGAAAUACCAGCUGCUGCUGCUUUCCCGCCCUUGCAUGAUAAUGGUCGUUUCAGAAAUAUAGAUGACACAGAUGAGCAUUCUAGUAGCCCACAUGGAACAGUUUCUGAGUAUGAUUCAGUUUCCAACAAUGGGAGCUGCUCUGGUGAGUCAGAGGACAUUAAAGAGAAGAUAAUCAAUUCUACUCAACAGGAAACGAUACCUGGCUUAGACAGCAACCGAUGUGAGAAGAUCCGUCAGAGGAAUGAGAAAAAGCAUCAGCGUCAGAGAGAGAGGAGGGCGCAAGAGUUGCAUGACCGAUGCAGUGGGUAUCUAAUGUCAAGAAAACUAGAAAGGCUUUCACAGCAGCUUGUGGCAAUGGGUUUUUCUCAUGAGCGGGCAAUCUUGGCCCUUAUGUUGAAUGAGGGCAGGGUAGAAGAAUCGGUAAACUGGCUUUUUGAGGGAAGUGAAGAGGAGGCUCAAAAGGACUCUAAGCUUGAAAGUGGUGGUAACCUAAAAAUUGAUAUAAAUGAGGAGCUCGCUCAAAUCUCAGCAAUGGAGAUGAGAUACAAAUGCUCAAAGCAGGAGGUUGAAAGAGCUGUGGUUGCUUGUGAAGGGGAUCUAGUGAAGGCAGAAGAGACCCUGCAGCCACAGAAGCAGGAACCACCUGCAACUCCACCAAGGCAAGAAUAUACUGCUAAUACGAAUAACCUGAGGAGACUGCUUGAAAAGCCUGUACCUGUGACUUCAGUUACAGCACAGCAGAGAAUGAAUGAACGGGAUUUCAACUACAAAGCAGCUAUUCCAGUGCCAACGUAUUCAGAACCUGGGAGUAGAAACUUGCAACCUCUGAAUCAGCCCAAGCCACUAGCAGACAAGAGGUGGGGCGCAACAGGAUCGAGCCCUGCAUUCUCAUCAUCUAUGGGACCAUCCAUGCAAAUACCACCUCAAUCAACAAAACUUGAUGUCCAGCUUGGUUUUACUGAAGGAGUGGGCACAAUAGGAUCGAGCCCUGCAUUCUCAUCAUCUAUGGGACCACCCAUGCAAGUAGCACCUCCAUCAACAAAACUUGAUGUCCAGCUUGGUUUUUCUGAAGGAGUGGGCACAACAGGAUCUAGGCCUGCAUUCUCAUCAUCUAUGGGACCAUCCAUGCAAGUAGCAACUCCAUCAACAAAACUCGAUGUCCAGCUUGGUUUUACUGGAAAUGAGAGGAAAAAUGUGCAGCAGAUAGUGAGGGAACCAGUAAGCCUUCAAUCUAUGAAUGCCAAGCAAAAUACAGUCCCUUUCGCCAGUGCCACUCCUUCAGUAACAGCUGGAUGGUAUUCAAAUAAUGUUCCAGGUGUUGAACAUAUGCGGUCAAAUGUUAAGUUGCUUUCAAAUCAGAGCACUGGAAGCCUUGGUCUUGUAAAUCAGAGCUCACAACAAUUUUACCAUCCAGUGUCAUACAAACAAAACCCGUUCCCUUAUAGCGGCCUAGUAAAUUAUACAUCAAAUGGACUGGGAGGAACAAGGUCUCCUUCACUUACAGUUCCGUCUCAGUUGCAAGGUUCAUAUGGUAGAACGACAGCAUCUUUGCCUUCUCUAGCAGCACCAUCCUCACUUGGUUUAUUCACUGGCUGGGGCUCAGCUGGAACUUUAGGUUCUUCACAUGUUGAUUGGAAUACAGGAGGCCUGAUGUCAGAAUUUGAUUACACCAGCAUCGAUUGGACUUUGGAUUCGAACAUGUUAUCCUCUAAGUCAAAUGGGCUGUUGCUGGGCCUCUCCUCAUUACUUAGGAACACGUCUAGCACAAGGACGAGCAGUACAAAUAGUUCCUUCCUGUCAGGGUUACGGGACAGUGGAGUGGCUAAAGAACCAUCAUCCUCAGCUGGUUCGCGCGAGUGGACCUCUCCUUUCGCAGGCAUGGACAUCUUUAGUGUGCCAAGGCAGUUUGUAACUUCUCCAUCUCCUUAGGACUAGGGAUAGGACUUUGGAAAAGGAGAAGAAAGCAGGCAGUGAGGCUUGUUUAGUUGGGGUUUGGAUGCAUGUUCAUGCUUGUUUCUGGUUUUAUCAGUGGUAAAUGCAUCCAUCAGUUUCUGCUU